This is a messenger RNA of Trametes versicolor FP-101664 SS1, 2675 nucleotides long. RefSeq lists its product as uncharacterized. The coding region runs from base 357 to 2597 and encodes 746 amino acids. The record is from RefSeq and is a predicted model, not a curated record. Lineage: Eukaryota; Fungi; Basidiomycota; Agaricomycetes; Polyporales; Polyporaceae. The transcript has 8 exons. Gene Ontology annotation, biological process: regulation of chromosome condensation.
GGCCUCGCAAGCGUCAGAAGAUUGACGUUGAAGUUGUUGUACGCUCCCCAGACAGGAACGGUAACUCUACGAGCGCGUCGAGUGCAGCGGUUCGAAAAGGCAGCUAUGACCAUGACACCGUUUCUACGCACUCCCCAUCUAAGCCGUCUACACGCUCAACUACACCUUCUAAGGAGCGUGUCUCAGGCACAACCACCCCUCCGCGAAGACCACUCGCCCGGUCGGCCACCAUUACCGACGAGAGCCCCCAUGUUACAAAGGACCUCUCCGAACUGUUCUUGUUCGCAGGUGCCCCAACCUCAACCAGUGGGCCAUCACGUGUGGCCCCCAAGGCUCAAACCGGAGUCGCACGCCGCAUGCUUGCUCGAUCUCGGACGGAGGGGAGCGUCAUUAGCAUUAGCAGUACCAGCGAACCUGGUAGUGCAGACGUUUCCUCCGUAAAUGUCACCCCACAGAAGCUUCGCACUUUCCGCUCGGACAGCCUCCUUGACUCGCCGUCCGGUCGAGCGUCCAGUCUGUCCCCCUCGAAAGCACGACCACCAGACGACAUCUCCUCUCCCCCUAUCCGCCCGGCACUUACCAACACGAACGUCCGCACGUAUGCGGGCAAAUCGCGUUCAUUCUUGGUCGCGCUACCGCAGUCGCAGGCGGGCACACUUGGUCUGGAGUCGCAUUCGCAGGGCCUCAUUGACGACACUGGGACGAUGUAUGGAGAGAGCCAAGAGGAUGACUUCGAGAUGCGGGAGUCGUACACGGAGCUCAGGGAACGAUGGGGUGUGGACGCGUCUGAAGAUGACCCGCGACCGCUCUCCCCUGUUCAGGCUUCCCCGUCCCCGAAAGGAAAAGGCAAGAAGCGGAAGGGCCUGAGAGAAGAGCCACCGGCUAGAUUGCUUCCAAACGGGAUGAUGAACGACUUGAAGAGCAUCACUGAGCUGAGGAGUAAGGGGGAGAGCAGAAGGUUCCUCGACGAAGUGGGAUACUUAUUUGAGGGGCUGGACGCGACAUGUACGCUGGGCGUCAGGCGGGGCAGUGCCUUGGAGAUCGUCACCAAGCUGUGUGAUAUUGAGUUUGCGCGACGAGCGAAAGCUGCCGAUUUCCUGGGCCGUGCGUGGGAGGUGCUCAGAGAUGCGGGCGCAGGAAGUGGAGAUAAGGUACUAGACUCCAUUUUGGUGUUUUAUGCUGCGCUGGUUGCGAGGGACCCAACGGACCUCUUGGAGUUAGCCUCGAAGUCCGACUUUGCGUCAACCCUGCAUCGACUCCUGAGCUCUCUUGACCGCUCGAAUGACCCGCUAUGGCUCAUCUCAGAAAAUGCUGGCCCUGCUGAACUCAAGGCUGCCGGUAUCUCGAAAGGAGAGAUCACGUUGUUAAGCAGCCUUCAUCGGCUGGUACGAAAGAAAUCAGGUCUCCUCGAAGACAUCGAUACGGUCUCCAACCGUUUGCUUAUAUCUCAGGCGUUGGUGAUCGUCUCGCCUUCGGCACAUAAUCUGUCGCAUCUUCCUGCUCUGCUGCAUAGUCUCUCCGCAGAGAUCAAACCCCUUCCUUCUCGGGCGAGCGCAUACAUCUCUGGCCUGUCCUUGUUCCCGCCGUCCAGCCCCACAUCUUAUAUGGACACCCCGUCAUUGCUUCAUCUGGACAAUUGCUUGCGCUUGCUGGACUCCUGCCUCCUAGGAUCGUGGUCUAUCCUUUCCGAGGAGCUGCCUGCGCAAACCUCUCAACUCGACGAACUCCGCGAACACGAUUUUGCUGAGGCUCUAAUAGUCUUAUGUAUAACCUGUGGUAUCAUCCUGCUCGACAGUGAACUCGAGGAUCAUCGGCCGGUCGCCAGCAAGUGCAUGGAGUCGGCUCUCCGCGUUCUCAUCAACCUUACCCACGACGAUCUACAGUGGUGUCACGCAGUCCUCGACGACGAGCUCGCUAUGACUGCGAUCAUGCAUCUCAUCGUCAUGGCGCAACAACAACGCAGACUAUUGGAGAAACAGGCGGAAGCCGAUGAGGCUGACGACGACGAUGGCGCCAACGCAGCACGAUGUCUUGACCGCAUGUGCCUGGCGCUGGGGUUGCUAACCAACCUUGUGCAAGCCACCCCUGACACCAAGACGAUCAUGAACGAGACGCUACUCGAUUUCGAUUGUCCUGGUAAACGUGGAUGUAUUCGCCGAUGCCGCUGUCCAGGUCGCAAGAGUGCCUUGGCGUGUCUCGCGGAAGUCUACGCCCAGCACCUCUCGUCGUCCAACGAGCUCGAUGUCGUGGUCCGCGGCCACAUGGCAGUCCUCUUCGGCCUCAUCAUGGACCGCGCGCCCGCCAAUCAGCGCACUCUCCUCGACGCCCUCCCCGGCCAUUCCGACCGCGAGAAGCUCGGGGCGCUGCUCCAGCAUGCUCAGGACUUCACGCUGUUCUAUGUCACGCUGACACGCAAGAUGGCAGAAGCACGAACCCGCGGUGAAGACGAGGACGCCGAGGGUAUGGACCUGGGCUCGGAUAGCUCUGCACAAGCCUCAACUACACGGACGGGUGGAGUGCUAAGGGAUUCGAAGGGCGAGGCGGUGGCGAAGGGUGUAAUUUUGCUCUUAAAGAAGCUGAGAGACCAGGGUACCUGAACAGCCCGAACACGCCUUCAAGCCUUCUCGUAUACUCUGGAUUGUACACUUAAUUUUACUUGCUGUUCUGUGGUUGGA